Messenger RNA from Gorilla gorilla gorilla (western lowland gorilla), 1768 nucleotides. Its product is annotated as olfactory receptor 11H7. The transcript has a single exon. The record is from RefSeq and is a predicted model, not a curated record. Lineage: Eukaryota; Metazoa; Chordata; Mammalia; Primates; Hominidae. Gene Ontology annotation, cellular component: membrane. Bases 423 to 1367 code for a protein of 314 amino acids. Gene Ontology annotation, biological process: G protein-coupled receptor signaling pathway. Gene Ontology annotation, molecular function: olfactory receptor activity; G protein-coupled receptor activity.
CUCAAAGCUGUAAAAAGUCUCAGACUUGAAUAUAUUAAAAAUGAUGGCAUAUGUCUUCAUAAUUUGAAGUGAAUAGCACUAAGUAAUUGCUAUAUAUGAACAUCUUUCACUGAAAAACAAAUUAGAUAUAAAACAAACCAUUUUUGCCUCUAUUUCAAGAAUUUCUUUACAUCAAAAGAAGAUGAAAUGUUGAUUUUUGUCCAUUGCCACAGAAAAUUCAAACAACCUGAAGUUUACAAGAAUCAGACCCACAGGACGCAUUUGAGAAAGAUAAACCAGGGUUUGCUUAAGAAUUCUUUUAGAAUAUCCAAUAUAUUCACCCGUAAGAGUCAAACUCCUUAUCCCAAAAAAAGCUUCAAGAUGCCUCAUCAGCAAAGUAAAUUGUCAUUGACCAUCAGUGUUCUCUCCACAGUCUGGGAAGCAUGAAUAACUCACAGAUAUCUACUGUGACACAGUUUGUGUUGUUGGGGUUUCCUGGUCCCUGGAAAAUUCAGAUCAUCUUUUUCUCAAUGAUUUUGCUGGUCUACAUCUUCGCUCUGACUGGGAAUAUGGCCAUCAUCUGUGCAGUGAGGUGGGACCAUCGACUCCAUACCCCUAUGUACGUGCUCCUAGCCAACUUCUCCUUCCUAGAGAUCUGGUAUGUGACCUGCACAGUCCCCAACAUGCUGGUAAAUUUUUUCUCCAAAACUAAGACCAUAUCAUUCUCUGGAUGUUUCACUCAGUUCUACUUCUUCUUUUCCCUGGGCACAACUGAAUGCUUCUUCCUCUGUGUCAUGGCUUAUGAUCGGUACCUGGCCAUCUGCCACCCACUGCACUAUCCCUCCAUUAUGACUGGCCAGCUCUGUGGCAUCUUGGUGUCUCUUUGUUGGCUCAUAGGUUUCCUUGGACAUUCAAUUUCCAUUUUCUUCAUUUCUCAACUACCUUUCUGUGGUCCCAACAUCAUUGAUCAUUUUCUGUGUGAUGUAGACCCACUGAUGGCAUUGUCCUGUGCCCCUACUCACAUCAUUGGGCAUGUGUUCCAUUCUGUGAGCUCUCUUUUCAUCAUCCUCACCAUGGUGUACAUCCUUGGGUCCUAUACCUUGGUGCUCAGAACUGUGCUUCAGGUUCCUUCUUCAGCUGGAUGGCAAAAGGCCUUCUCUACCUGUGGGUCACACUUGGUUGUUGUGUCUCUGUUCUAUGGAACCAUAAUGCUGAUGUAUGUGAGUCCCACACCUGGCAACUCAGUUGCUAUGCAUAAGCUCAUCACACUGAUAUAUUCUGUGGUAACACCUGUCUUAAACCCCCUCAUCUACAGCCUGCGCAACAAGGACAUGAAAUAUGCCCUCCAUCAUGUCUUCUGUGGAAUGAGAAUUAUCCAGAGAUCAUGAAUAGGGUUUUUUAUAACCCAAUGACUCUUAAUGCGAUUGGAAGAAUAAUCCUCUUCUUUUAACACAGACUGACUUGAUUUUAUUCAUGGUCAUCGCAGUCCUUUUGUACAAGCAAAACUCUUCAUGUAUCUGAUCAUAUUUUGUGAGCUUCUAGUUUCAGAAAUGUGCUCCGUGGGAGCAGGUUGGCCCCAACAUAUGGUAAAAAUAACACUUAAAAAUCUUAAUAUCUUCAUCCAUGUCCCUACAAAGGACAUGAAGUCAUCAUUUUUUAUGGUUGCAUAGUAUUCCAUGGUGUAUAUGUGCCACAUUUUCUUAAUCCAGUCUAUCAUUGUUGGACAUUUGGGUUGGUUCCAAGUCUUUGCUGUUGUGAAUAGUGCCGCAAUAAACAUACGUGUGCAUGU